AUGACAACAGUUUGUUGAUUGAUUUUGGUCUUUUUGGAUUGUUUGUUUUUUCUAAUUCCAUUCUAAAAAUUAUCUUUACUAUCUUAAUCAUCAAUCUUGGUGGGUAUCAUGGAGGGUAAAGAAUAUGAUUUAACUGUGUUCGGUGCCACCGGUUACACAGGUAGAUAUGUUUUCCGUAACCUAAUUCUCUGGCAGGAGAUUGAAAAGAUUCCCAGAAAAGUUGCCAUAGCGGGAAGAAAUAAAGCUAAAUUGGAAUCAUUGAUUAAGGAAACAGCUUUACAAUUGGAUAAGAAUCUUGAUUCAAUUGGUUUAAUCAUCGCUGAGAUUGAAAAUGAGGAAAGUUUACUCUCAAUGUGCAAAAAGACAAAGGUUGUUCUCAAUGCGUGUGGACCUUACAUACUUUAUGGUGAACAAGUUGUCAAAGCUUGUAUUCAGAGAAAAGCUCAUAUGGUUGAUAUUUCUGGUGAACAUCAAUAUCUUGAAAGUAUUCAGUUAAAGUAUCAUGGAGCUGCUCGAUCAGCAGGUGUCUAUAUUAUCGGUUCAUGUGGUUAUGGUGCUAUUCCAGCGGAAAUUGGUACCGAUUAUUUGAAGCAGAAAUUUUCAUCUGGUAGACUAAGUCAAGUAGAAGGAUUUUUAAAAUCAAAACAAGGAAAACAUGGAAUCACACUUAACUAUGGAGCUCUUCAUACUCUUGUUGAAUCUUUUUCCAAUGCUAAUCAAUUACUUGAAGUGAGACACAGAUAUCGAAGUCAAUUAUUCACCAAGAAUUUACCUUCACCAAAAUAUCCAAUGAAAGUUAAAUUUUUACCCUGGAGAAAUGAGGAAUUGGGUGGUUGGUGUGUUCCUCUCUCAUUUUCUGAUCGUGAUAUUGUAAACAAUAGUCAAAGAUGGUUCCAUGAAUAUCAGAAUGAAAGACCUGUACAAUUUGAAGAGUAUAUUGUGGUACCCAAAAUCUAUCAUGCAAUCAUACUCACCCUUGGAAUGUUAUACUUUAAUUUUCUCACCUAUUUCAAUUUCACCCGUAAAUUGUUACUUAAAUAUCCAAUUUUCACCGUUGGAUAUUUUUCUAAAGAAGGACCAACCCGACGACAACUUGAAGACAUUUCAUUUACCUUUCAGUGUGUAGGAAAAGGUUGGACGACUCCCUGUCAGGGCGAUGAAUAUGAUCACCCACCCAAUAAGACUUUAAGUUGUCUCAUUUUCGGUCCCGAUCCUGGUUAUGAGACAACCUCCCGAUGUCUCAUUCAGUCAGGCCUAACAAUCCUCGAAGAAAGCGAUAAAAUGCCAUUCGAAGGUGGCUGUUUAACUCCUGCAUUUGCUUUUCGAAACACAUCACUCCGUCAACGAUUAAAUCGCCAUGCAGUUUCGUAUGAAUUAAUCGAAAUUAUACUAAUCAUGUUGUCCAAAUUAACCAGAUUUGGAUCCAUUUUCCUUAAAUCUUCACCUAAACCAACCUUUUCAUCAUCUCUUAGAUUUAUUUCCCUUUCUUCUUCCUUGAAAAAACCAAUCUCAUCUUCUCUAUUAAAUGUACCACGUUUUUCAUCAAAUUAUUUACCAAUUAAUUUAAAUCGUUUCUACAGUAGUGGAAAUAUUGGUAAAGAAAUGGAAUCCUUUCUCAAUGAAGAAAUUAAAGCUGAAAAGUCUUCAAGUAAACCAGUGAAAAAUAUUCCUGGUUUCGAAGUCAAGGCUGAUGGAGCUUUAGUAGAAUUAACUAGAAAAUUUAAAGAUGAAACCAUUCGUAUUAGAUUGAAUGUUAAUGGUUCAACUACAGACGAAGAUGUUUCUGAGUCAGCGGAAUCAGAAAAUGCACCAGCUCCUGGUCCAUUGUUGUCUAAACCAAGUUUUUCUAUAGAAAUUAUCAAACCAACAGGAAAAACUCUUUGUUUAUCUUGUAAUUUUUCCAGUGAUAUGAAUCAAUUUGAAGAAGAUGCUCAAUCAGCUAAUCCUCAACCAUCAACUGAGGAUAUUUUUGAAAUCGAUGCAAUCACUGUUCUAGACAAACCUGCUGAAGAAAUAGAUGAUAAUGUCUACAUGGGCGAUGCUUCCCUGAUAGAUGGUCAAUUAUAUGAUAUUCUUAUGGAUUAUCUUGAUGAGCGAGGUAUUGGUAAAGAAUUUGCUUCUCAUUUAAUUGAUUAUUGUACCGGUUACGAACAUGAGAGAUACAUCAAAUUAUUGGAAGAUCUCAAAAGUUUCGCCGCUUAAAUCAUCUCAUUUAAAAUUAUCACCUCUCUCUCUCACAGAUCAUAUAACAUAUUAGUCAAAAUUGUAUUAAUCAUCCUAAUCAAUGAAACCAAAACAAUUAUGUAUAAAUUUUCCCAUAGUUUUUUUUAUUCCUUAGAUGUAUCAUAGUUUAAACACUGUGUUGAUUAAUUUGUAAAUUAAAUUAGUAAUUUAAUCUAAAA
Molecule: messenger RNA, 2402 nt
Organism: Panonychus citri (citrus red mite)
Lineage: Eukaryota; Metazoa; Arthropoda; Arachnida; Trombidiformes; Tetranychidae
Product: saccharopine dehydrogenase-like oxidoreductase
Biological process (GO): glycolipid biosynthetic process
Cellular component (GO): plasma membrane; mitochondrial matrix; mitochondrion
Source: RefSeq, a predicted model, not a curated record